AAUUUUUGUAUUCCUCUCAAGAGUUGUGAACGCAAUCGCAGAUACGAUAUAUGAUCAGUUAGAUUUGAAAGAAAUCGUUAAUAUCAUACUAUCCGGGCGUAAUGCUAUCCCAACUUCUUGUAGCAUCUAACUAACCCAUCUGUAAAAUGUUUAUGUUGCAUUUGGUUCAUUUUCUAAUCGCAUUGAAGUAGAACGAUGGAGGCUCCUGGUCGCUGACGUGGUUUGGGUGCUGUGUUACAUUACAUUCUUACAAUUUGGUGAUUAUAGACAUUAUUACAAAUGAGUAGUAUAAAUUAGAUACGCCAUUUCAUAGUUACUGGCAACAAAGCGAGGUCAUUGCCGAAGGAACUCAAAACUCUUAUUGCGGAUAUCUCGAAACCAUGUUUCCAAAGAUGAUGGACCUCUUAAUUCAGUUCGAUCGACAGUGCAGUGAAGGAAAAAGUUGUAGAGCUGUUCGAAAGGCGAAGAUUCGGUACGAAAUUAAAAGUGUAAAUUUGUGAUCAGUGGGCUUAGUGUUGUGAUCAGUCGAUCUUGGAAGGAUAGUUAGUGUGAAAUAUUUUUCCUGUUCUAUUGUUCAAAAAAAUCGAGUGUGAAACUAAAAUGUGAAUGCGAAUUAGUGGUGUAACUGAAAUUAGCAAAUUAAACUUAAUGUUUAUAAAACUAUAAGAAAUUAAGUAGAGUAUAAUAAGUGUACAAAGGUAUCCAAAGUACCAUUACAUACUAUUCGAGCUGCUUUCUAAACAUCCUUACAAUAUCAUUCUGAAUGCUGCUAUCGAAUGCAGAUAAAUACUUGCUUACGUACGUAAUCCACUGCUAGGCGUUAUGCUUUAGAUGUGUGUCGGUGUAUUUAAGUGAUUGUGCAAGAGUACAAGGGUGUAUUGGUAGAUGGAGAUCGUGCGCAAUAGUAGGCCUUCCUACUAAGUGGUGUUAUCGCCUGCAUCCGGAGCCAUAUCGGGGCGUUAUGAUUGCGCCUAGUGAUCCUCACUUUUCACUUGCAAGUGUUUAGUGUCGCUCGUGCGUGUGUGUCGUGUGCAGCUGGUUGUGCAUUUUUUACGAGUGUGCGUGUGUGUGUGUGCGUGUGUGCGUGUAUUUAUGUGAGGUGAUUGUGAAUGUUUCACUCGCACCUUCCUGUUCGUCGGUGCGUGAGUGCGUGCGUGCCAGUGACACUGUUUUCACCGAACCGCUACCAAGGUCUCAACCGACACCAUCAAUGAUAAUGUCACGUAGGAAGCAGUCCAACCCAAAGCCACUUCUUCAGAAAAGAGACGAUGAGGAAGCCGGUGACGAACACCACCAGCAGCAGUCACAGACCGUAGCGGAGGAAAACGGUGAUAGCAACAGCACAAUAGGAAGCAACAACGGCAACAACAGCAGUGGGAAUAGUAACAGCGUUAGUAAUAGUAAUCACAGCAGCAGAAGUAACAGCAGUGCCGAAAUGAAUGGCGCCGGUGGAAUAGAAGGUUCGGUCGGCCUCGAAACAAAGCAUGAGACGGAAAUGAGUGAUAGAAGCCCAUCGCGCCCGGGUGCGACACCUUCGCCGGCGGAUGAACAUCCCAGCGGUGCGGCGGUGACGGAUCACCAUCCCGAUCCGGACGGUGGCGACACACCGGCGGAAGAAGCGUUGCUGCAGCUGCGCGAAAUUAAGCAAGAACCCAACCUAGACCAGGAAACGACCGGCAAAGAGCACCGGCCCGGCUCGACGAGCUCCGCAUCCCAAGCUCAAACGCCCUCGCCAACGCCCGUGCCGAUGCUGCGGCUCAAUGUGGCACUGGCGUCCGAUCCGGCCGCAAACCCGGACGCAAAGGAUCUCAAAAACCUGAGCGAUGCCGAAGCCGCCCUCGAGGAGAAGCAAUCUCAAACCCAACAGCAACUCGCACUCAACAUGGCGAUCGGUCCACCACCGGCACUGCUCGGUGGUAGCACACCGCCGGCUUUACUGAGCCGUAAACCAACGCCAUCGCUCAAGGGGCCCGAAUUGGCAUUGCCGGUAGAAUUGCCACCGCGGCUGCCCAUGUACAUCUGUGGGCCCUGCGGCAUUCGCUUUUCUUCCGCUUCGACGCUAGAAGCACACCAGACGUACUACUGCUCGCACCGCAAAGAUGCGGAUGAUGCAGGCGGUGGUGGUGGUGGUGGCGGCGGAACGGGAGGCACAGGAUCCAACGCUAGCACGGCGGGUUCUUCCACGGCUCCGAGCGUUGUGAAGAAUGCACAUUCCGGCAGCGAUGGAGCUGGCGAACCACCGGCCAAAGCACUCAAAACGGGCAAACAGUACGCCUGCUCGCAGUGUUCGUACAGCGCGGACAAGAAGGUAUCGCUUAACCGACACAUGCGCAUGCAUCAGUCGUCUCCAUCGCCAUCACCGGUCGGGGCGAUCGUAAACGGUGACGAAGCCGUCGUACUCGCCGGCCACCAUCAUGUGCAACAGCAACAGCAGCAGCAGCAGCAACAACAACAACAACAACAGCUUCAACUCAUCCAAGCGCAGGCAGUGGCCGCUGCCGCAGCCGUGCUGCAUCAACAGCAGCAACAGCAAGGACAACAAUCGCAAGGACCAGCACCACAGGUCGAUCGUUACUGUUCCGAUUGUGAUAUACGAUUCUCCAGCACCAAGACAUAUCGGGCGCACAAGCAACACUACUGCAGCUCGCGCCACCGCGAAGGGCAACAGUCGAACAACUCGACGCCGAAACCAUCGUCCGCACCGAAGUCGGGUUCGCAGAGCCCGCCAGAUGUACCGAAAACGCCACCGGUGGCCGCCAGCCAGCAACCGUUUCUGGCGCUGCCGACCAAUCCCAUCAUCGUGAUACCGUACUCGCUGAUCCGAGGGGCUAGCGUGAUUCCCGGUUUGCUCUCAUCCCUUGCACCCGGCGUGGCCAAUCCCGAAUCGGCCUGUUUCAUCUUUCAAAAUGGAAGCUUGCAACCGAUCGCGAUGUCGCUAGCGUCACAGGUGCAAGCAGUAACGGCUGCCAUAGUACCGAGCGGAUUUGAAGGGCUGGUCGGACACAAUCAAGCACAGCGACCGACGCCUGCUUCCGGUGCUAUCGGUUGCAAUCAGCAGUCACAUCAGCAGCAGCAGCAACUAUCCCGCGGACCGACGCCAAACAUAUCGAACAGUAGCGAUAACAACAGUGUGCACAGUGGUGGUUCUGGUGGCGUUGGUGGUGCAUCAUCCACCGGCGAAGUGCUCAAGGCGAUCAAUAAGCGGGACAACUCCGCGAACAAAGAGCAACCGACCGGUUCUACUCCGCUGGAUCUUUCGGUACGCCGAAUGUCACCCGGUGCGCUUGGAAGUUUGAGUCUUCGCGAACGAUCCCUCUCACUGUCGUCGGCCGUGUCGGCCGAUCCACGACUAGAUUUCGACAGUCUCAUGGAGGGAAAGGAGAAUUUAUCCGUCAGCGGUGAUUCACUCACACCGGAACAGAUUGUGUGUGCACCGUCGUUGCCCGGUAGUCCACCGCUCACACCUUCACCGAAGCGUCGCUCACACAGUCCGCGUGGAGGCGGUGGAGGUGGUCAACCGGUAUCAGCCGCCGUAGCCGCAGCAGCAGCAGCGGCAGCUGCUGCUGGACAGCAUAGUCUCGGUGGCCCUGUAGGUGGAUUGUCCAUUUCACCGCUAACAUUACAGCAGCAGCUCAUGCGGCCACUGCUACCGGCUGACAUAGCACUGCGCCUAUCGACCGUUGGUGAUCCGGCCGUUAAUCUGAACCUCAACAUCCUGCCCAGCGCACAUCCGCUACUGACGAAGCAAGGUGUCGAGCUGGCGCUUCGGCUUUCCUCCUCGGGGGGAUCCGCUUCGGAUGGGUUGGCGAAACCACAGAUAUCUCCACUGCUCAACAGCAUCUCUCCAACCGGUGGUGGUCCGGUGGCGGUAGCCACCGGUGGAUCCACGACCGUUCUCACUUCCCAAACACCGCAAAUCUUCGUCAAGCAGGGCGAUUCCAAAUGCAAGGAGUGUAACAUCGUGUUCUGCAAGUACGAAAACUAUCUCGCCCACAAGAAACAUUACUGUUCCGCUCGCAACCAGGACGAUGGUGAGCUGCCCAAGGUUAGUCCACCGAUUUCCCCGCAAGCGGGCGGUGCCGCACCUUCCGGGGCGAGUCCAUCAAUUAGCGUCGGUUCGGUUGCGUAUCAGCAGCUGAUAUGUGCGGCAUGCGGUAUCAAGUUCACCUCGUUGGAUAAUCUCAGCGCUCACCAAAUGUACUACUGUCCGAAGCGGAUCGACGCCACACUGCCAGUGAACGCCACACCAGCGGCUGUAGUGACUGCCCAACCGCACAAGGAACGUUGCUCGAAGUGUAAAAGUAUGCAUGAACCUGGCCACCCGUGUACGGUCGCCGGUCACGGUGCGUACAAGUGUCCGAUCUGCGAGGAGAUCAGCCCCAACUCGACCGAGGCACGUCGCCAUAUGGAUACGCACGGUGGCGUGAAGGCGUUUCGAUGUACGAUCUGUCGGUACAAGGGCAACACAUUACGUGGCAUGCGCACACAUAUCCGUAUGCACUUCGAUAAGAAAACGAGUGAAUUUAAUGAGGAAAACUUCAUCACCUGCAUACUGGAAGAGGACGGAAUCGAAAUACCCCCGGCAGGAGCGCAGAAUGCAGCCGCCAUGGCGGCAGUUGCUGCUGCGCAUGCGAUCGCCACGCAAAAGUUCGCCCCGGUACAGGAAGCGCCGGAUCAUACGGGUGUACCGCGCAUUUCGCCACCCACGGCAACGGCCGGCAAUGGACAGGUUGUGCGACAUCACUGUGAGUUAUGUCCGUACAGCUCCAGCUAUCGGGUGAAUGUGGCCAAACAUAUCAAACACGUGCAUGGCCGGGAAAGGCCUUCAACUGGCCACUCGCCACUGAUUGGCGAGGGAGGCGAAUCUUUGCUGUACAAUGGUACGAUCGGUGGCGAAACGGGCAGUUCCAUUCCACGACCCCCGGUUACCAGCACACCAGGACUUACCGUGGCUAAUAGUCAAGUCAUUAAAACGGAACCAAAGGACGAUGUGCCGGCCAGUGGCAGCAGUGGGCUGCAGGAGGACACGGACAACCCGGACAUUAAUGUGGACAUAGUGAUGGAAGAACCGGCCAUCAAGAGCGAACUCUUUGAUCCACAUAUGCCCUCGCUCAACUCACCGCUCGGUUCACCACCGUCUCCACUUGCUGCUCCCGCCAUGCCGCCACUACUACCGGGGGCCAACGUUACCCUGAAAGCGAAAUCUCAUCAAGCGGCCACCGCAACAAAUUCACCACCGCUGGAGCACGGCAUUAAAACACCUUCGCCACCGGUAGUGGAGACGUCAUGCGGUGGAUCACCCGCCUCCCAGCAAUCGGUCCUUCCGCCCGGUCCAAAGUACUGUGACACGUGUGAUAUCACGUUCAACUACACCAACACGUACAUAGCGCACAAGAAAUUCUACUGCAAGGCAGCGAUCGCGGCAGCAGCAGCCGCAGCGAAUGUCGCUUCCGGCACCCCAACCGGUCCCGUUGUUGGACGGCGUAGUGCAUCCGCAUCGCCUAGCCGGGCAGCAACCGGUGGUGCAACAAGCCCGGCCGUUGCAGUAGCCGUCAACCGAGCGACGGAAACUUCGGUCUAGGCAAACAGCAACACCUAGGACGGAGAGUCACCGACGAGAGCAUUAUCAUGUGUAUACGGUUAAAGUUUAGUCAGUCAUCGUGAUCGUGUGAAAGCAGAUCGCCCUUCCGAGCUGUGUGUUGUGUUGGCCCGAGCCCUGCGUAGUUCCUUAAAGGAAGGUGGUAGACAUUUCCCAAGGAAUUAAAAACACAACAAGGCGCAAGAGAGAAUGUAAAGCGAGCAGAAAGAUGAAGCGCACGGAGGAAAACGGAACAAUCAAUGUUUAGCUUAUAGUUACUAGUACGUUAUUCGAUUGUAGCCUUCGGAAUCGAGCGGAAAGGAAGAAUAUGGAACUGAUAAGGAAUAUAUGCUGAUUAGAAAAAUAACACAGCUAAACUAAAGCAUACCCGUACCCCUAUCUCCCUUGCAGAAUUACAUUCCAAUCCUGCUAGUUUAUAGUACACCAGGUUUGUGUUCGCAAACAGGGUUAAACUUACGCUCAGUUCAUCCGUAUUGUUUAUAGUAAGUAAAGGGAGCCUUUUUUAGUUCAAUGAAUUUACUCCCGCGUCGCCAUAUAAAGCGAUCGCCGCCGCUCCGUGUGUGCGUGUCUGUCUGUUACGUUAAAGCCUGAGUUUACCAAAGUGUUUAUCGUUUUAUGUUUAAACAAACCACGCGGAACACGGGAGGUGUUUUGUAUGCGUGAUGUUCAGCCAUUAAGUUUAAUAGGAAACAGAUGUGUAUGUUUUGUUUUAAUAUAUAAUAUAAUCACCUUACCGUUCUUCCUCUGUUCAGUGCGGGUUAGUGUACAUCGUUAAGUGUAACACCAGUAAAACAAUAAAUAACACAAAACAAGGAAAAGGCUGGCGUGAAAAACUUUUCUUGAUGAUGAUGAUGAUGAUAAUGAUGAUUGUCUUGUUUGGUGCCAAUUUAAGUAACGCUGUACGAUUGUGUGUCUAUACUGGGAAGACGCUACGAUAUAUAUCGCGAUUAUAUAUUAUACAUCGUCCUCUUUUCAUAGCAUAGACGGAGCCGAUCACGUGCGCCUGAGUCUGAUCCUUACUACCAUCGUAGAUGUUAGGAGUUUUUAAGUGUGUAUAUGAGCACCAUUAAACCACCACGAGAGCACCAUAUCCGUGUCGGUGCACCGAUAUCAAUUCCACAUAAUCGCGUCAUAUAGAAAGUAAUUCUUUCCGUAGUUUCGUGAUGAUCGUUGUAGUAUGGGCUGUAUCUCUGCUCGAUUUGGAUACACCUUUGUCUUCUACAACAUGCAAAAGAAGGUUAUGGAACAAACGAACGAUAGAUAUCCUUAUUUUCCAAUUAUUCGGGACGAGCCGACAAUAGGGCUAACACGAUCACGAUCAACCAUAAGAUGUGUACAAUGAAGUGAACUGCUUCUCACCUUAACGCCCUUUUGCAUUGAAUGUACUGCUUCACCAACCAAAAGAUUAUUAAAAUGCGUAUUGUCGUUUCAUAAGUGGGUUCAAUGGUGCGCCCGUCGUUGGGGGGAAGCUGAAAAGCCGAAGAAAAUAGUAAAAGAAUGUGUGAAGUAGAAAUCAAACAAACACACAUAAAUUCUCUCUUGCUUGUGAAAGUGAACGAUUAAUUAACCUAAACCUUUAAAAACUAAGCAACAGACAAAACAAACAGUUGAUGGCGUCACGUCUCCACAGCACUUAAUACACAAGCAAGCAAAAACGAUCAAAAAGCAGAAGGCAUACGUUUACGGCAUAGAAGGACAAAAAAAGCAAAUGACAAUAAAUUAUUAUUUAUUGAAUAUCGUAAUAAAAUAGGGGAUUGCACACCAAACAUGCUGCUGGUUCGCGUAGGCAUGGUAAACACCGAACACGGCAAAAGAUCUGUAAUAAACGUUAAAGAAAGUAAAGAAUAAAGCUAAUGGAACAAAAACAAUAACACAA
Messenger RNA from Anopheles moucheti, 7475 nucleotides. RefSeq names its product zinc finger protein ush (gene ush). NCBI's taxonomy places the organism in Eukaryota, Metazoa, Arthropoda, Insecta, Diptera, Culicidae. Gene Ontology annotation, biological process: cell differentiation; heart development; negative regulation of transcription by RNA polymerase II. Bases 1211 to 5581 code for a protein of 1456 amino acids. The record is from RefSeq and is a predicted model, not a curated record. Gene Ontology annotation, molecular function: RNA polymerase II-specific DNA-binding transcription factor binding. Gene Ontology annotation, cellular component: nucleus. The transcript has 11 exons.